GCGGACGAUCAAUUCUGCAGAAGACAUCUUCAUCGGGAUGUGCACCGGGUUCGAGUCAAGCGGUGAUCCGUCCGAGGGAGGAUAUUUGGGUUCCGAUGCUUCGUUCCAACUCCACCGCGGGGAGGAACGUGGCCGCUUCGACGACAACGAGGGGGUAGAAGAGGAGAGGACGUGGGGUUCACCGGUUAGAGGGGGAGACCGUAGGGUGCCGAGCAUUCUGGGGGUUGAGAUAAGAACACCGGUCGAGAAGCGGCCCUCGACGUCAGUCGGGGGUCACACAAUGGGGUCGGGGGGGAGGCCUGCUUGCGUCUUGUCCAGUGGAGAAGAGGGUGAACAGCAGUCAUCGCAAAAGAGAAGGGGAGAUUCACGUGGAGACGUGGCGGCCGCAUCAAAAAAACAGAAGACAAAGGCCACGCAGACGUCAGGGGGAAAAAGGAAGGGAGGGGAGGGGCAUGUGGGCGCUGCGAGUCGCAAACGCCCAUCCUCGGCGCAGAUUCAGCCCGUGUCCGUCCCUGUGCAGCAGACGGGUCCGAUCGACGUCGAUGUGGCGUAUUUCCUCGAAUGGAAAGAUGGCGUGCGCACAAAGCGCGAGAUACCCGUUAACCCGUCACAAGUUGUCGACAUCGGGGAGUGGGAAGCGGGGUACAAUGAGUGUUUCUUGGAUCCCGUGCAUACACAGCUAAUCAUCGACGCGAUGACGACGGCCUACUUGCAGGCCUCGAAGACUUACGAGCUGCCCACACUGAAGCUGGCGUCGUUGGGGCUAGAGAAAUCGAAGCCGGGGGUGUGUGCACAGCGUCUGAAGCCCGAGGACUGGAAGGACGAGCUGGCAGACCAGUACUACUACUACGCUGUUGUCGGCCUGCAUAACGUGGCCGCCACCAGGACGCUGCUUGGCACAGACGUGGCGGUGAGGUACAACUUCGAGAGGUGGCCUGCGCGAAUGGUGUACUUCUCCGACGCGGACUUCGAAGGGUAUUUUCUGGUGGAGUCUUGGCGCCGGUUUUGUGAAGAUGCGCUUCAAAAGACGGCGUACAAUCAUUUGUGGACACUCACUGACGACAAGACCGAGCAAGGCAUAAGGAAGCAGAACGCUGCCCUUCGAUCUUAUUUCCCGCUUGCGAUGGCCGGUAAGAGCGUGUGGAAAAUGGGAAUGGAAUUUUUCGAGAAAUGGGAGACGGACAGACUGCUGGCACCCGAAGGGGCGAAGUGGAUCGCGAAGAAGAAGAAGGUGAAGGGAGUGAAGGCCAGUGUGAGCCACAUCGAAAAUGAUAAGACCGGGCGAAAGGAGGUCGUCUACAACAUCCCCAUCGAUGCGCCUCAAAAGAAAGGAAAAAAAGAAAAGGAAUCCGACGACUGGUUCGUCCAAGUCAACGAGCCGGAUCCGCACAGCUGGAAAAGCAUGGAAGCCCUCACGGUCAAUGAGAAAUGUCGGCUGCUGAAGAAGGCUCUCAACUGCGAGGUGGUGUGGGUGCAGACCGGCUCCUCUGCGUUGGCAAAGCAAGGGAAGUUGGGGAUGCAAGAGGCAUUGGAUCUGGUGAAGUGCGACCGCAUCUUGGUGCGUUUAUGGAACUACUACCAGUUCAAGUAUGAGAAUCGGCCCGACUCCGAUUGCACGCGUUCCUAUCCCUUCCUGCGGAAAAGAGAGGCGAUUUUGGCGCAAGUCAAAAGCCAGGGACUGAAUGCAGCAUUGUGGGAUGGAAGCAGGAAACUCGUUGGAGACUUAUCGUUGUUCAGAGACUGUCCCCCGUUCAUGGGCUGCGAGGACGACAAGUCGAUCAAGGCGACAAAAAAACUGGUUCUCAACAAGAAGUUGUCCAUCGACUGGAAGAACAAGGUCCUUUCCGUGCUGACCGGCAGCAGGUCGAAGAGCAUGGAUGUCGCGCUCGCCGAAGGCAUGAUGAAGGUCGUCGAGUUGGAGAAAGCGGUUGGGAUCACGAAAUGUCACACUGUCGUUCUUGAUUUGUGCGAGCCUGUGGACAUCACACAGUGGACACAGCAAACUUUCGAGAGUUUGAAUGCCCUUCUACAACAUUUGUUCCCUUCGCACUGGACGGUCGUUGCUUUCGCCCCCCGGGAGCACGACUACCACUUCAUGACCAGUCUGCGCCAUCUGUCCGUUGUCAAGGCAAUGGCAGGAAAGUGGGUGAGGAGGCCGCAACAGAAGAAAAGCUUCGCAGUCGGCAACAACUUGUACUCAGUGGACGACCGCAUGUACAUCCUCUUCAAAGGUGACGACUUGCGGGAGAACACGUCUGUGGUUUACGACGCGAGGUUGGAGGCGGGUGAUGCUACUGCUGUGGGGGCACAUGUCAAAGUCACACCGACGGACGUCUCGGAGAUGUCGUUCGAGCCUUGUGAAUGGCCCCUGGUCAUACCUGGCCGUGACCGCAAAGUUUACAAGGACAUGGAACGGAACCCCGCGCAGUUGGCCCAUCUGCUGGAAUUCGUUUGCAAAAAGGGGGAGGGUGUCAUGUUUCUCGGGAAGGCGCACAAGCAAGUCGUGUGGGAGGCUUUGAAGGGCGGUCGCAACGUCAUCACGUUGGAGGGGAAUUCGGAGUUGCUGCAAUACACGUUGGAUUUCCUGAAAGGCGCGGUCAACUCGGGAGCCCACCGCUGGGAGUUAAUUUCGAGGACGGACAAACCGCGAAGCGUUUGGGAGCCGUCCACGGGCAUGUGGUUCAAACUAAGCGAGAGGAAAAGGGACAGGAUAUAUGAGUUCCUCUUCCUGGAGACGUGGCCUAGGAGGGACAAUAACCCUGAGUAUAUUCGACGAAGGGAGCACAUGUUGGCGUUGCUGGACAACUACCACGGCGCCUCACGUUUCAAUGCGAAGAACUUCUUGGACCGGCUGGAGUGUACUUUGUUGAGUCGGAGCAGGAGCUCCGGGUCGCGAGGGAGUGCGGGAGGGGGACCUCCAGGCCCUCUGGGCGGUGGAGGGGGUGGGGGAAGCAGCAAGGGGACAGGAGAGGGCGCCGCAUCAGGGGGAUCGGUUGGCACUCACGACCAGGGCAAAACAGUGGAAAGCGGCGGCUGGGUCGGGUUGUUGAACGUUGCUGACAAGACGACCGUCGGGGCCAGCAAAUCGGCUAAGUUUGCCGACAUCCGAACUUCUCAGAACGUGGAGCCGCCGCCUUUGGACGCUGCAAAGUCUGUCGGCGUCCGCGCUGCAUCCACUACACAUUGGUCGGCCCUCCCCUCGAUGACUGAAUUCGCCGCUUCCGUUGGCACCGGGAGAGGCUCGAGUGUCGGUGUUCCGAUCACCGGCGUCAAGUACAAGUCCGCCGCCCUCCGAACGAAGCCUCCUGAGGUACACGAUGGGGAGCUCGUCCUGCGCAGCGCCACAGGAGCAGAAGUGUCGGAAACGGGUGCCAAAACGAAGUCCGCCGGAAUCCGCAUUUCGGUCUCGUCCGGUGCGACGUCCGACGACUUUCCUUCGCUGCAGGGGACUGCAUCGGUCGUCGGAGACGGGCAGCCUACAAAGUUCAAUGCACGGUUGGACAGAGGGGCGUCGUCUGUGCUCUGCAAUUCGAUCUCCGCCAGUAUCUGAACUUGUUGGGGAACGGACCUGCAGUCAGGGGUCGUCGAGCAGCCGGAAGAUAAGACGU
Chara braunii is the source of this 3608-nucleotide messenger RNA. NCBI's taxonomy places the organism in Eukaryota, Viridiplantae, Streptophyta, Charophyceae, Charales, Characeae. The record is from the annotation of a GenBank genome assembly.